Molecule: messenger RNA, 741 nt
Organism: Hemiscyllium ocellatum (epaulette shark)
Lineage: Eukaryota; Metazoa; Chordata; Chondrichthyes; Orectolobiformes; Hemiscylliidae
Gene: mrpl58
Product: mitochondrial ribosomal protein L58
Exons: 6
Coding region: 44-625 (193 amino acids)
Biological process (GO): mitochondrial translational termination
Cellular component (GO): mitochondrial large ribosomal subunit
Molecular function (GO): translation release factor activity
Source: RefSeq, a predicted model, not a curated record
UGUGUGCGCCAUGUUGUGAAGGUCGGGCCGGAGUGUGCGCGCCAUGUUGGGCGCCGGGAGUGGGUUGCGGAGAAUUACCGGCGCUGUUGUGCGCUCCGGGCCCCGGCUGCUGCAACGCCAAUACCGCAGCGUUUACAGUUUGGAGGUGCUUUACCCGAACAGCAGAGCAGAUUAUAAGGGCCAGGAGGGAGCACAGCAGAAUACCUCCAGCACAGAUAUACCUAUAGACCGACUCUCGGUGACCUACUGUCGGAGUAGUGGCCCUGGGGGACAGAACGUCAACAAGGUGAACACCAAGGCAGAAGUAAGGUUCCAUGUAGCGACAGCUGACUGGCUCUCUGAGGAUGUGCGGAGCACAAUCACCGCCAAGUACCAGAACAGAAUUAAUCGGGCUGGGCAGCUGAUUGUCACUUCGGAAGUCAGCAGGUACCAGAUGAAGAACCUUGCUGAUUGUCUGCAGAAGAUUCGGAACAUAGUGGCAGCAGCAAGUCAACAACCCAAACAACCAUCCAAAGAGGAUGCUGAGACUCGGAGAAUGAGGGUGGAGAAUAUGCAACGAGAACGGCUACGGCAGAAGAGGAUUCAAUCUACCAUCAAAAGAGACCGACGCAUGGGAUUUGAUUGACCAGAUAGUCGCCAACAACAACAUCUGUGAACUUCAAAGGGGUGGAGGGUCAGCUCAAUCAUUAUCUCUACUGUUUUGUACAAAACAUAAAUUAAUAAAAUUGCUGCAAGACUCCA